CAACCUGUGUAUAUGCCCUGACUGGGAAUUGAACUGUGGCCUCCUGGUUCAUAGGUUGACACUCUGCCACUGAGCCACUCUGGCCAAGCGUGAUAUCCAUCUUUAUUUCCCUCUAACAUUGGAGCCCCUGUUUCUCUGACCUUCUGACUUUAGGACUUAAAUAGUGACCCCUGGUUCUCAGACCUUUAACCUUGGACUGAAUUAUGCCACCUGUUUUCUUGGUUUGGCAGAUAAUGGGGCGUCUUGGCCUCCAGAACCUCAUGAGCCAAUCCCUAUAAUAAAUCUCCUCAUGACACAUAUGUAUAUCCUAUUGGCUGGGUUUUUCUAGAGAACCCUUACUAACACAAUAGAUGAAUCUUCAAAACAGGUGAAUGUUAAAGAAGCUAGAUACAAAAGGCCACAAAUUGUGUGAUUCAAUUUACAUGAAAUGUCCAAAAUAGGCAAAUCCAUAAAGACAGAAAAUAAAGUAGUGAUUGCCAGGGAUUGGGCAUUGGGGAGUGAUUGCUAUUGGUACUAGUUUCUUUUUGGGGCUGAUGAAAAUAUUCUAAAAUUAGAUAGGAGUGAUGGUUACAAAACUUUGUGAAUACACUACAAAUCACCAAAUUGUACAUUUUAAAAGGGUAAAUUUCAUGGUACGUGAAUUAUAUCUCAAUAAACAAAAACCUAAAGCAAUGUUAAAGAUAAUUCUAAUUUGAAAAAAAAAAAGUUUAUGAGAAUCUACCUGGGAAGCAGAUUUUAAAGCCACAGGACCUGCCUGAAGAUCCAAAUCCCUGUUUACUAGCUCUGGGAUCUGGAGCAAGUUACUUCUCUGUGACCCAUUUUCUUAGAUGUGAAAUACUUAGAACAGUGCCUAACACAUGGUGAGUGUUAUAUAAAUGUUUGUCACUUUAACUAUAUGCCAUAAAAUGUACUAAGCCAUAGUGGAAAGCAAAAUCCAGUAUCAAGGAAGCAGGGCUGGGCAUAAAUGUCAGUUAAGGAGGAGCAGAGCAAGGGUGGAGUUUAACACUCCAUUUGAUUUAUUGCCUGAACUCUGCCCCAUCUGACACAUGGAAAGAGACGAGGUUAGUGGAAAAGAAGGGAGAAAUAAUGCGGAUUGAGGACACAAUACCUUCUUACCAGGACACUGGAGAAAAGGUCCAAGAAUAUGUUAGGGGAGACAUACAGAAGAGGAAACCAGAGCAAGAGGUGGUGACCAGCAUUUAAUAUGUUUUUGUUCAGUUUAAAUAAAUAUUAAGCAAUGACUUUUGAGGGUUUUCUUCUGGAAUUUAGACACUAAACUCAUUAUCUUUGUUCUGUCCUGUCUUUAUUGGGAUCCUUGUUGCCUCUUCAUUUCAAAAGAUAAGAUCAAACAAACCUUUAAAGUUCACGUUACUGUCACAGUUUUGUUUCCCAGGACAAAUCAAGAACCCAGAAGAACCCAGGGAGGUGGCAGGUUUUUUGUUUUGUUUUGCGAUGCUCAUAUCCCUUUGCUUUGAGCUGCUUUCUGCGUCUUUGUAGGGAUACAUCUACAAUUCUUGAUCUCUUUUUGUAGCUCUUGCUCUUCCUGUUAACAGCAAAUACAGAUUCUAUUAGAAGGACUGGGUUACAUACCCACGUUGAGGGAUGGAUAUAAGGUACUAAAUUCCUCACUUAAAAUGAUAGAGAAAAACUGUUGUCCACCCUUCCUCUUGUUUUACACUUCUGAAUCCUCUUGUAUGUAAAUAUGUUUUUUAUGUUUUUGGUUUCAUCAUAGUUGUGCUUUCUGAGAUAUUCUGCACUGGAUAGCGAUAGAUGCCUUGUCUUUUUACUCUUUAUAUGUUUCAUAAUCCUUUACAUACAACCCUCUGACAGAGAUGUUAAUUAGCUCACGGUCACACACAGGAAGUUGUUGACCCAGGGCCAUAACAGACCUCAUGAUUCCUUUGCAUGUAUUGGGACAGAAUUACUCCCUUUCACUGUACAUUUCUUCUAGAACCUUCUUUUUUCUUUUUAAAAAAAUUUUAUAAGAGUUUAUUUGAACCAAACUGAUGAUAUAUGCCAGGAAGCAAGAUCUCAAAUGCCCCUGAGAAUAACAGUUGCAGUUUCCUUUAUGUGUCUGAAAUUACGUGGAGGUGGAGGAAAACAAAUCAGGGAUUAGUUUAUAGGAUAGUUAACAAGACUAUGUUCUCUCUUGAGUGUAGUUAUUUCAAUAGUGUAUUAACUCAGAUGCAUAGAAACAAUGGACAAGGCUUGCUUAAGGCAAUGAUAAACUUUUUUACUAAAGAAGUUAUGUGCCUGGGACAUGCAUGACUACCUACCAUUACCUGCCUAGUUAGGGAUUUAUGAUCAGAUUACCCUGCGAGGUUGCUUUCCAUAGAACCCCUCCCCCACCCCCAACCAUCACUUUAUUUCAUUCAGUUCCAUUUUUUUUUGGUCAUAAAUCAACCUAAAGAAUGAAUUUAAAUUCAAAAACUCUGAAGUAAUUUAUAUAAAAAAAGAACAGGGUAGUUGAAAAUUUAAGAUUUGAAAGAAGCAGAUACUUUACAGAGGAAGAUGAGAAAAUUAUAGUAGAAGCCCAGGUAAGAUUUACUGUAAGGAUGCAUUAAUCUUAGAUCUCAGGAAAUAAUUAUCUUAUUCCUAUGUGAUAUGUAGACAUAUGAGUAUCUUAAUUAUGGUGUUAUGUCAUCAUAGUUAUGCUGCAUAGUAUGAAGUUCUUAUCCAAAAAAAGGAGAGGUCAUUUGAAGAUGUCAUAAUUAGAAAAGUGAUAAUAAUAAUUAUUACAGGAAUAUUUUUAUUCCUAUACUUAUACUACUAUGCACUAGCUAUUGUUCUAAGUAUCAUUUACUUUUUACACUGGCUCUUCAUGAGAUAAUAUUGUAAACCCAGUUUAACGGAUGAGAAAACUGAGGCUUAGGAGAGCUGAAUUUGCUCAAGAGUACACAGCUAAUUAGUAGUAGAGAUGGGUUUACUGGAUUUCAGAAAUGGACUGGGCUAUGCUUCUGAAACUGGUAACAAAAAUGAAAGUGAACUGGAUCCUAGAAAUAUGCCCUUUGGCCUUUAUUGUGGAAGAUGUACUAGUAAAAAGACCUUAAGGAAAGAAGUGCCUGAAAACAGCAUCUUAUGCAUACACUAGUAAAUUCAGGAGCACUAAGUAAGGGAUUAAGGCAGAUGGCUGAGGGUGGCAGCUGUUGGGCUGCAGUGUGGUUAAUGAAAGUGUAAUAUGCAAAUUGACCAAAUGGCCAGACAGCAGAAUGACCUUCCAGAUGACCUGACGGACGAAGCUGAGGCUGCGAGGGCCUACCCUUACACGAAUUUUGUGCAUUGGCCUCUUGUAUGAAGAUAAGAAGUCAGUUAUAGUAGAAUUGCAAUUUUCUACUUAAGAAAAUACAUGCUUACACACCUCACACACCCACAUCCACAUCCAUGCACAUCCACACUGGUUCUGCACUUUUAGCUCAUUGAAUUUGUUUUCCAACUAUUCUCUCAAUAUUUAGUUAGUCUUUUGACACUUUCAUUGCAUUACACCAAUAUUAAGAGGAAAGGGAUUUUACCCACAUUUAUGCCAAUGCUUUGCAAGAAAGCCACAUCCCCUGGAGACCAUUGUGGUGGGGUAGUCAUAGUUAAAGUUAGAGAACCUCCAGUACAACAUAAUAUUCAGAAACACUGAGCUGGAACCCUUGGUCUGAAAAGUAAUUAUGGUACACUAAAGAAUUCUUGCUAGAACAGGAAUAUGUAACUGUUACCACUGAAGAACAUGUUUAUGUUCUCAUUAAUUCUCAAUAGAAUCCUUUCAGGCAAGUGAGCAUAAUUAUCUUAGUUGUAAAAAUUAGGAAACUAAGGCUUUACAAGGUUAAGAUACAUCCAUUCAUCUCUGACACUGGCCCCUGUGUUUUCUCUACCACAGUUUCCUGGAGGUGAUACAUUAACUUUGUUCCUGGAAGUUCCAACUUGGCUCUCUCCCAGAACGACUCAAUCCUUGUGAAUUAUUCUCAGCCAUGUUCUGUGCAUUCUCUGUGGAUCAAGCGUAGGAGUGGACAGCUGUGUGGCAAUGGGAGAGGAGAAGGCCAUGACACAAAUGCUAAAGGAAUGCAGUCUCAGUGACAAAUUGUGUAUUGUCUGGCACCAGCAGUAUGAAAUCAUCAUCAUCCCAGCCUUUCUGGUUGGUGCCACCCUCAUCAUUCUUGGGGUCAUCCUGUGGCUUUUUAUCAGAGAAAAAAGAGCUCAACAACAGUCUCCUGGACUCCAAGGCAUUGCUCCUGUGCCUCCAUUUAGGGGCCAAAACGGGGAAGCAGGAGGACAUGAAGGAAGUGUAUUUGUUCCACUUAAGGAGACAUCAGUGGAAAGCCUUCUACAAACAUCCACACAUGCCCUGGCUAAGCUGCAGAUACCCCGGGAGCAACUCUCUGAAGUUCUGGAGUGGAUCUACAAUGGUAGUUGUGGGGCCAUCUAUCGAACCAAGUUGUACCCUGGGGACCCAGCUAAGUCCAAGGACAUUGUCCUCAAGGUUUUAAAAGAACCAGCCAGGCUCCAUGAGAUACAGGAUUUCUUAGGGCGAAUCGAAUUCUAUCAGUACCUGGGGAAGCACCAAAAUCUGGUACAGCUGGAAGGCUGCUGCACAGAAAGAGAGCCGCUCUAUAUGGUGUUGGAGGAUGUCGCCCAGGGGGACCUGCUCAGCUUUCUCUGGACCUGUCGCCGGGAUGUGAUGACCAUGGAUGGCCUUCUCUAUGAUCUCACUGAAAAACAAGUAUAUCACAUUGGGAAGCAGGUUCUCUUGGCUUUGGAAUUUCUUCAGGAUAAACAUCUGUUCCAUGGGGAUGUGGCAGCCAGAAAUAUUCUGAUCCAAUGUGACCUUACCGCUAAGCUCUGUGGACUGGGCCUGGCUUAUGAAGUCCACACCCAAGGGGCUAUCACCUCUACUCGCACUGUGCCCCUCAAGUGGCUUGCCCCAGAAAGGCUACUGCUGAGACCAGCCAGCAUCAGAGGAGACAUCUGGUCCUUUGGUAUCCUGCUUUAUGAGAUGGUGACUCUAGGGGCACCACCAUAUCCUGAAGUCCCUCCUAUCAGCAUUCUACAGCAUCUGCAAAGAGGGAAGAUCAUGAAGAGACCCAGUAGCUGCACACAAACCAUGUAUAGUCUUAUGAAAUCCUGUUGGCGCUGGAAAGAGGACAGACGCCCUUCAGUUAGAGAAGUAUGCUCACGCCUAGAAACUGCCUCUCGAACUGCAGAUGACAAAGCUGUGUUGCAGGUACCAGAGUUGGUGGUGCCUGAACUGUAUGCAGCUGUGGCGGGCAUCGGCGUAAAGAGCCUCUCCUACAGCUACAGCGUCCUUUGAAGAUCCUGGGGCAAGAAACAUUUAUGUGUGAUCAUAUACCCUUGGAAUUCCUCUAAGAAGAGAGGACGGACUUUCUAGUGGGACAUAAAGGAAGAAGUGGGACAUGGAGCUGGAUCUCCCCCUAUAUAUUUUCCUAGAUAUGUGAAAUGAUGCUGGGUGAGACUCUCCACACCAGAGUAGAGAAAAACAGUUUCAUUUAUGUUGUCCCAAAUCCUAAAGAGUCAGGGUAGAAGUGGUAGAUAAUGUCACUGCAAAGGAGGUUUUAUAAAUCUGAAAAAAAAUUUUUUUGCAGGGGGGUAUGGCAAAAAUAAGCUGGUACAUCCUACCACUGGCUAGUUUCCUCCUGAAACAUGCUUUUAUCUAGACUAUUAUAAGGUCCAGAGAAAUUAGAAUCAAAUGAGGAAAUAGAAAGCCCCAAAAGGAAUUGAUGAGAAAGAAAAUUAAAGGUCCUACUUGCUCAGGGAUAUAGAUGUGAACCAAGGUCAUCCUUCAAAGAGAAGGUGGAGGGAAGACAUAAAGUUCCACAGUAAUGAUCCCUUCAUGCAGGGCUAGAGGAGAACCACGAAGGAAGAUUUCCGAGUUUCCCCUGGGUACAGGUAAGAGAAAGAUGGCCCCCUUUUAUCUAAUGCUGAGGCAAGUGAACUCUGUUUAUGCUAUUUUUAACCAGAAGAUGGAGAGGUCAUUUUAUGAUUAAGAGCAUUCAAUAUAUAUUGUUGAUCAGGCUUGCUUCCUGGUCCCUAUAAGAUUAAGGAGACUGAGCCUAGAGUCAGUCAGGAACAUGAAUGAUAUACUAUGUGUGUUUAAUAAAUAUGAAAGGUGGAAACCAAGUAAGAAUACUUAGUAGGCCAGGUCUUUAUCAAGGCCUCGCAAAGUAUAUCCAAGACAGAAGGACAAUAGUUUCUGAUUUCAAUUAUCCAUUGAUUCUGUGAAACUUAUUCCAUUAAAUUAAUAUUUGAGUGAAAGUAGGCUCUUCAGAUAUACAACUGCCAGAAUCUCUAUAGGAGGAAGGAUAAAAGUGAAUGAAAGAUAGAAAAAUUAAAUAAUCUACAUUGUCUGAAAAAGGAUGAAAUGGGUAUAAUACUUACCUCACAGGGUUGUUGUGAGGACUGAAGGAGAAUAAGUAUUUAUAUGAUAUCUGGCAUAUAAUGUAUGCUCAAUAAAUGUUAAUUUCCUUUCUUUCCCCUU
Myotis myotis is the source of this 6475-nucleotide messenger RNA. It is a transcript of the gene STYK1, whose product is annotated as serine/threonine/tyrosine kinase 1. Gene Ontology annotation, molecular function: ATP binding; transmembrane receptor protein tyrosine kinase activity. Gene Ontology annotation, cellular component: signaling receptor complex. Gene Ontology annotation, biological process: multicellular organism development; positive regulation of kinase activity; cell surface receptor protein tyrosine kinase signaling pathway. The transcript is spliced from 10 exons. Lineage: Eukaryota; Metazoa; Chordata; Mammalia; Chiroptera; Vespertilionidae. Bases 4007 to 5290 code for a protein of 427 amino acids. The record is from RefSeq and is a predicted model, not a curated record.